Molecule: messenger RNA, 2566 nt
Organism: Rhineura floridana
Lineage: Eukaryota; Metazoa; Chordata; Lepidosauria; Squamata; Rhineuridae
Gene: SLC47A1
Product: solute carrier family 47 member 1
Exons: 17
Coding region: 110-1858 (582 amino acids)
Biological process (GO): xenobiotic detoxification by transmembrane export across the plasma membrane
Cellular component (GO): membrane
Molecular function (GO): xenobiotic transmembrane transporter activity; antiporter activity
Source: RefSeq, a predicted model, not a curated record
GAAGUUCAUUCUGCCGUGGUUUGAAAGGUGCCCAGUUGGGUCAGACAAAUAAAUCUGUCUUGAUCCCGUUCUUUAAAAACUAAAAAAGAGAGAGGGUCCCUUUCUACUUAUGGAGUUUGGGACCCCCGUCGGCAAGAAGCCAUCCCUCAGUGAUUCAGCCGCUGAUCCGCAGACCGCAGUCCCCCAUUGCUGUAGGGAAUUAUGCCGGCUGAUUCCUUCCAACUUCUGGGAAGAGGCAAAGAAGAUCUUGGUGCUGGCCGGUCCGCUGACAAUCGUCCAGUUGCUUGUGUUUAUGAUCCAUGUCGUCAGCACAAUAUUCUGUGGCCAUCUUGGCAAGGUUGAGCUGGCUUCCGUCACCCUUGCCAUUGCGGUUAUAAACGUGACAGGCAUCUCUGUUGGCUUUGGCUUGUCUUCCGCCUGUGAUACAUUAAUAUCCCAGACGUAUGGAGGCAAGAAUAUGAAGCGGGUGGGCACCAUCCUGCAACGGGGGAUCCUCAUCCUGCUGCUUUGCUGCUUCCCUUGCUGGGCGGUCUUUGUCAACACCGAGCAACUACUCUUGCUCAUCCGGCAGGACCCAGAUGUCUCCAGACUCACACAAGUUUACGUCAUGAUCUUCAUUCCUGCGCUUCCAGCAACAUUUAUUUAUCAGAUACAGAUGAGAUACCUGCAGAACCAGAGGAUCAUCUGGCCAGAGGUUCUGUGCGGGAUUGCUGGAAAUGUUGUCAAUCUGAUCGCAAAUUACAUCUUCCUCUAUCAACUCCACAUGGGGGUGAGGGGCUCCGCCUGGGCGAACACGAUCGCACAAUUUUCGCAAGCCAUUGCCCUGUUUCUCUACAUCCGGUGGAAAAAGCUUCACACUGAAACCUGGGGAGGAUGGUCCCUCGACUGUCUCCAGGAAUGGGACAUCUUUAUGUCCUUGGCUGUUCCCAGCAUGCUCAUGACCUGUAUUGAAUGGUGGACCUUCGAAAUCGGAAGUUUCCUCAUAGGUCUUCUCGGUGUCCUGGAGCUGUCAGUCCAGUCCAUCAUUUACGAGGUGGCCACUAUUGCUUACAUGAUUCCGUUCGGGAUCAGCGCCGCCGUCAGCGUCCUGGUGGGCAACGCCUUAGGGGCCGGGAACAUCGAGGAAGCCAGGAAAUCCUUUGUGGUCUCCAUUUUGUUCACAGGUUUAUUCUUCCUGAUGAUGGGCACACUGUUGGCAGCCACAAAGGACGUCCUGGCUUACAUAUUUACCAGCGAUGAAGAGGUCGUUGAACUGGUAGCGUGGGUCAUGCCGGUCUACAUCGCCUUCCACCUCUUUGAAGCUCAUUGCUGCACAACCAGCGGGGUCCUACGUGGGACCGGAAAGCAGAAGCUUGGUGCUGUUUUCAACGCCGUGGGCUACUACGCCGUGGGCUUGCCCGUGGCAAUCGUGUUGGUUUUUGUGGCCAAAAUGGGAAUUAUAGGACUUUGGCUGGGGAUGCUGAUCUGUGCCAUCAUCCCUUGUCUGUGUUCCAUAACUUACAUCGUCCGGAUGAACUGGAAGCAGGCCGCUGACGAGGCUCGGCACCGCGCUGGAUUGACCCGGAGGCCCCUGGCGGAGGAUUUGAACUCAGCCUCUGGCCCAGUCAAGAUGGCUCCCUCUUCUGGUAUGGAAGGACAGACAGAUACCCAGAAUGGAGCUGUCCUCCUCAGCUUCACCAAAACAGACGGGCCAACCUACCACAUUCAGCUCCAGGAUGAGACUCCGCCAAUCCUCACCACUGUUGGCAAAGUCCUGACCACAAAGCAGCUGAUCCUGCAGCGGGGAUUGGCUCUCGGAGCUGCCGUGGCCAUCCUGGCUAUAGGUGUCACGAUUCGGUUCUUCACUGUUAAAGACUAGUCUUUCUCCCCCGCCCCCCUUUGGUGGGCCAGUGAGGAGAAAGGAAAGGUCCCGUUUGACUCGAAGCAAGAAACAGGUCGCAGGAGAUCUGAGAUGGGACCUGUGUUGGACAUCAGUCAGCAAGUGCUGUCAGGAUUUGAAGCCAGGACUUGACAGCGGAAAAGCGGCACUGGCUUAGAGCAGGGAUAGCCAAGAUGGUGCCCUCCAGAUGUUGCUUGACAGCAACUCCCAUCGUCCCUGGCCACUGUGCAGUGCUGGAUGGAGGCUGAUGCGAGUUCGAUUCCAACAACAUCCAGAGGGUACCAGUGCCAAAACUACGCUUUGCAAAGUAAGGUCUUUAUCCAACUACCAUCUACUCAAGAAGAGAUCCAUUGAAAGUAUUGGACCUAAGUUAGUCACACCCAUUCAUGUCAACGGGUCUACUCUGGAGUACGACCAACGGUGGAUGCAACCUCAAGAGCCCCGAAAACAAAAUGGCAAUGUCAACAAUGCAGGCAAUAGGUGGUGCGAAAUCAGGAUAAACUCUUACAUUUGAGCAACUAAAAAAAAGCUUCAACUCGCUCUCGAACUUAAUCAUGUUUUAUUUCCAGCAUAUGCGCUGUGUGCAAGUUUUAAGUCUAUAUACCCACGUUCAUUAAAUGUAAAGGGAGAUAUAUAAAUCAUCUUUCCAUAAACAGUCUUUUGGUAACCUUUCUAAACUUGUGUCAG